Messenger RNA from Leptopilina boulardi, 3289 nucleotides. It is a transcript of the gene Gyc88E, whose product is annotated as soluble guanylate cyclase 88E. The coding region runs from base 474 to 2942 and encodes 822 amino acids. NCBI's taxonomy places the organism in Eukaryota, Metazoa, Arthropoda, Insecta, Hymenoptera, Figitidae. Gene Ontology annotation, molecular function: heme binding; guanylate cyclase activity; oxygen sensor activity. The record is from RefSeq and is a predicted model, not a curated record. Gene Ontology annotation, cellular component: guanylate cyclase complex, soluble. Gene Ontology annotation, biological process: cGMP biosynthetic process; nitric oxide-cGMP-mediated signaling; response to oxygen levels. The transcript has 14 exons.
UGUACAGAACUCGAUGUUCCAUGUGAUUUUUCCCCGUAUAUAUCGAACGCAGGGAAAACUCUCGCAGUUGAUAUACAAGCGUAAAAUAAGUAGAAGAAGAAGAAGAGGAAAAAACAGUGGUAGUAGUAGUGAAAGAAGGUGUCAAGUGAUAAGUGUCAUUGUAUGUUAUUUGUACUUAGUAGUCAUCGACAGUAGAUGAACGUAUUGCCAUCAACUACAACGUAUGGACUUGAAUGAUUGACUUUCAAAACGAUUUUGCAAUUAUAAUACAAGCAGGAAACGGCGACCUUGUACACAAACCCGGUAAACAAAAAUUUUCUACAAACAGAAAUGGAGGACAUGGGAAUUGCGAGUGAUGAAAUAAAUAUCAAUGGAAGAGGAUUAUUAAUAAAUUUUUCUUCCAUUUCGAAUGAAAACUUUGGGGAUGAUUGACGAGUUCCACAUGAUGCUUAGAAAAAGAAAAAUAAUCAAUCAUGUACGGAUUAAUCCUGGAGAAUUUGUCCGAGUACAUCAGACAAGUUUAUGGCGAAGAUCGAUGGGAAGAGAUCCGUCGAUUGGCGGCGGUGGAACAACCCAGUUUUAGUGUUCACCAGGUUUAUCCUGAAAAUCUCAUUCCGAGAUUGGCCAAAAAGGCAAUUCAGGUCCUCGGUAUAACGGAGAAAGAAUUUUUCGACCAAAUGGGAGUGCAUUUUGUCGGUUUUGUAAGUCAAUAUGGAUAUGAUCGUGUUCUUUCGGUUCUCGGUAGACACGUAAGAGAUUUUUUGAAUGGCCUCGACAAUCUUCAUGAGUAUCUUAAGUUCUCUUAUCCCCGAAUGAGGGCGCCUUCUUUUAUUUGUGAAAACGAAACUCGACAAGGUUUAACUCUACAUUAUAGAAGUAAACGACGUGGUUUCGUCUAUUACACAAUGGGACAAAUAAGGGAAGUUGCCCGACAUUUUUAUCACAAGGAAUUGAAAAUUGAACUCGUACGUGAAGAGGUUCUAUUCGAUACGGUUCACGUUACAUUUCAAUUGACCUUCGACAAUCGAGCUUUUACAUUAGCCUCUCUUGCCAUGACUCGCGAAGAAAAACACCUGCCAAUAGGAGCUUCGGUCUUAUUUGAGAUUUUUCCCUUUUGCAUAGUCUUUGGAUCGGACAUGGUUGUAAGGAGCAUCGGUAAUUCCUUAAUGGUUAUUCUACCCGACCUACUUGGCAAGAAAAUUACCCACUGGUUUGACUUGGUGAGACCACUAAUCGCCUUCAAGUUUCAAUCGAUUUUAAAUAGAACAAAUAACAUUUUUGAGUUGGUAUCAGUUGAACCAGUUUUGACUGAACGACCAUCGGACAGAAAAAAUAAUCAUAUCAUGAUGAGUGACGAGCAUGAUUCGCAAGACGAUAAAACGUUGCGAUUAAAAGGUCAAAUGAUUUACAUGGACAACUGGAAAAUGAUGAUGUAUUUAGGAACACCGGUUAUGCCUGAUCUUAAUGCUCUAAUAGCCACUGGACUCUACAUAAAUGAUCUCUCAAUGCACGACUUUAGCAGAGAUCUAAUGUUAGCCGGAACACAACAGUCAGUAGAAUUGAAAUUAGCAUUAGAUCAGGAACAAUUAAAAAGUAAAAAACUUGAGGAAUCAAUGAGAAAACUUGAUGAAGAAAUGCGACGAACUGAUGAACUUCUCUAUCAAAUGAUACCAAAACAAGUGGCUGAUCGUUUGAGAAAUGGAGAAAGUCCCAUUGAUACUUGCGAGAUGUUUGACAGUGUCUCCAUUCUAUUCUCGGAUGUGGUUACAUUUACGGAAAUUUGCAGCCGAUUAACACCAAUGGAAGUAGUGUCAAUGUUGAAUGGCAUGUACUCACUAUUUGACACUCUAACGGAACGAAAUCGCGUGUAUAAGGUUGAAACUAUCGGCGAUGCUUAUAUGGUAGUAUCAGGAGCUCCAGUAAAGGAAAAUGAUCAUGCUGAUAGAGUUUGUGAUAUGGCUCUUGAUAUGGUUGAGGCAAUAACAGAUCUAAAGGAUCGUUCUACUGGUCAACAUCUUCAGAUAAGAGUCGGGAUUCAUAGUGGAGCCGUUGUCGCUGGUAUAGUAGGUCUAAAAAUGCCACGCUAUUGUCUUUUUGGCGAUUCUGUAAAUACUGCGUCAAGAAUGGAGGCAACUAGUGAAGCAAUGCAAAUUCAUAUUUCACAAUCGACUAAAGAACUUUUAUCACCUUCUUAUAAAGUUAGGAAACGUGGUGAAAUUCAAGUAAAGGGAAAAGGUACAAUGAAAACUUAUUGGUUGGAGAAAAGAGAAUCUCGAUCGGUUACAACGAAAGGAAUUUCAAUUCAAGAACCACCUCAAUGGGUCAAUAAGGGAUUGGAAGAGAGACCUCCGGUCAGUAUUGCAUGUUUACAAAGAAAUUGCACGGAAUUGUCAUCAUCGUCGAGAAGGGAAUCACGGCUUUCAUCGCCGGUUCCUCAAGGAUCUCCUGGAUUAAUACCGGAUGAAAGGAGAAUUUAUUCACCUGUUACUUUUCAGGAUGUUGCACGACGUUCUGUUGCCAAUUCGCCUACGAAGAAUAACGACAUGAGAGAGACACGAUCCAAUUCUGUGGGUGCAGUUUCCAUUUCUUUUCGCAAUCCUACCGAUGUCUUUGGAUCACUUCUCAGUGAUACCGAGGAGCACUUUCGAUUACAUAGAAAUAGUCUUUCCGUUCAUGGACAAUCGACAGCGGGAGUUCACGUGAAACCGGAAGUAAAAGUAAGUGCCGAGACAAGUUCAUCAUCUGAUGCUUCACGUGACGAUGCAACAACGUCAUCGGCAUCGAAAACAAUGGAAGAAACAAGUAAUGAUUGUUCCACUGCCGCUGAAAGUGAUCUCAGCAAUUCACAACUUCUCGUUAGAGAGGGUCAAUGUUGUCCAGGAUUUGCCAUGACAAAGAGUGGAAAAAUACGUCAUCCAAAUAAUAAUUGUGUCAUUUCAUAAAAAAAGAAAACAAAACUUUUAAAUUUUAGUAUUACUUAUGACAAUUUUCAGAUGGUUACUUUGAACAACUGUUUUUUCUAUUCUCGUUUCGAAGUUUAAAAAAAAAACUUCUCAACUACUUCCAUUUUCUAAAAAAAUAUUUCUCAUAGGAAAAAAAAUUUUUUCACGACUGAUUUUUCAGAAAUUUUUUUCAUUGUCAUAAUAACUAGUCAAUAAUUUGUAUAGUGUCAUCUAAAAUAAAUCGUCUCAUUGUUUAAAUGUAGUGUUUCGAAAAAAAUGCAAUAACGAAAUUACAAUUUCACAAAAAAGUGAAUAAUAGCGCAAUCAAAUUUAUAAAUCAACAUAUG